This is a messenger RNA of Hyla sarda, 1946 nucleotides long. Its product is annotated as TGF-beta receptor type-2-like. Lineage: Eukaryota; Metazoa; Chordata; Amphibia; Anura; Hylidae. The transcript is spliced from 7 exons. Gene Ontology annotation, molecular function: metal ion binding; activin binding; SMAD binding. Bases 98 to 1741 code for a protein of 547 amino acids. Gene Ontology annotation, biological process: protein phosphorylation; heart development; transforming growth factor beta receptor signaling pathway. The record is from RefSeq and is a predicted model, not a curated record. Gene Ontology annotation, cellular component: plasma membrane; signaling receptor complex.
CCCCCUUCUCCCCACCCAGACUCCAGACUCUGCAGAUGGAGGAGGUGGAAGGAUUCUGCUCUGAAACCUCCAGGAACAAUGAUCUGAGGCUUCCAGUAUGGGGGUCUGUGGUGGGACCACUGCCCUCCUCAUGUGCUUGUCGCUGGCCACCGCUCACCGCAACACCCGGACCAACCUGUGCAAAUGGUGCGACAAUUCUCACCCAGUGUGCGAGGGCGGCGUCUGCUACACCAACUGCAGCCUGAGCUCCUACUGCGAAACCACCGAGGAGAUCUGCGUCACCGUCUGGAAGCAGGACAAUGACAGCGUCCAGGUGAUGUCCCUCUGCCACCACCCUCACCUCCCCCUGGAGAACAUUCUGCUGCCCAGCUACAACACGGCGCGGUGCGUGAUGCAGGCGAUGUCCGCAGACUCCGGCCUCCUGUAUAUAUGCGGCUGUGUGGAGGAGCAGGAGUGCAACGACAAACUCAUAUUCUACAACCAGAGCAACGGUUACUCUCUGCUCCAUAGCCGGGAGGCCGUGCCGGUAGCCGCCAUCAGUCUGCUUCCUCCUCUCCUUCUGGCACUUACCGUCACCGGCCUCUUCUACCUUUACCGUACCCACAGGCUGAGGAAGAGGCCCGAGUCAUGGCUGGAGAGAGCAGCGCACAACGUCCCGUUACAAAGCCGGAGACCGGGCCACGACUUCUGCAGACUAUCCUCCUCACUGAUGUCCGCCUCCCAGUGUAACAUAAGUACGGCCCGCGCCAACAGCAUCAACCACAACACAGAGCUCCUCCCCAUAGAGCUCGACCAUCGCGUUGGCAAGGGGCGCUUCGCUGAGGUGUGGAGAGCCAAGCUGAAGCACACCGAGUCCGGGCACUAUGAGAUGGUGGCCGUAAAGAUCUUCCCUGCACAAGAAUACUCCUCCUGGAAGAACGAGAGCGGCGUAUUCACUGACGCCAACCUGAAGCAUGACAACGUGCUGCAGUUCAUCACUAUGGAGGAGCGCGGCAGCUGCCUGCACAAGGAGUACUGGAUCAUCACCGCGUACCAUGCCAGGGGCAACCUGAAGGACUACCUGUCCCGCCACCUCCUGAGCUGGACCUCUCUGCUGGACAUGGCCGGCUCCAUUGUAAGUGGCGUGGCUCAUCUGCACAGUGACUACACCCCAUGUGGGGCACCCAAGGUGGCGAUAGCUCAUCGCGACAUCAAAAGCAGCAACAUCCUGGUGAAGAGCGACUCUGAGUGUGCACUGUGCGACUUCGGCAUCGCCCUCCGCCUGGACCCGGCACUCACGGCAGAUGACUUUGCCAACAGUGGGCAAGUUGGGACGGCGCGCUACAUGGCUCCGGAGGUCCUUGAAUCUCGAGUGAACCUGGAGGAUAUGGAAUCCUUUAAGCAGAUGGACGUUUACUCCUUGGCUCUAGUAUUGUGGGAAAUGGUGUCCAGGUGUGAAGCCAUUGGAGAGGUAAGAAACUACGAAUUGCCCUUUGGGUCAAUGGUCCGGGAGCGGCCAUGUGUGGAAACCAUGAGGGACGUGGUGUUACAUGGACGAGGGCGGCCGGAUAUUCCCGACAGCUGGAGGAGGCACCCGGGUUUGGACAUCCUAUGUGACACAAUCAUCGAGUGCUGGGACCACGACCCUGAAGCUCGUCUGACCGCGCACUGUGUGGCCGAGCGCUUCAUUAUAAUGAGACAGACUGACUGCGAGGACGGCAGCAGAAACACAAAUUCUCUAUUUAACUCAGGACAAUAUUAAACAUGAAGGGACAUGAAAAAGCGUAACAAGACAUCCUGCCGAUGACGCCAACCUUCACCACAAUAGCACAACAUCCGGCUGGAAGGGGUCCUGCCACAGACGACGCAUUAUCUCAAGGAUAUUAUAUUAUCACAGACUUAUAUAAUCAGAAACAUUUGACUUCUGAUCUGUUUAUCCGACUCUUCUAUAUAAAGCGUAAACCACA